Molecule: messenger RNA, 6062 nt
Organism: Macrobrachium nipponense
Lineage: Eukaryota; Metazoa; Arthropoda; Malacostraca; Decapoda; Palaemonidae
Product: matrix metalloproteinase-21-like
Exons: 12
Coding region: 529-3024 (831 amino acids)
Biological process (GO): proteolysis; extracellular matrix organization; collagen catabolic process
Cellular component (GO): extracellular matrix
Molecular function (GO): metalloendopeptidase activity; zinc ion binding
Source: RefSeq, a predicted model, not a curated record
GGGUUUGUGGGCAAAGGCCUGGCAUACGAAAGUGGCAGACAGGUACCCUGAGCCACCUCGCGGAUCGCAAGAGCCAGUUUCCACCACACAGCCUCGGCAGAAGGAGGGGAGCCAGAGGAAAGCCGAAGCGGAAUGUAGUGUGGCCGAGGUCUGGCUCAAGGGCCCCAAGACGAACGAGUGAAGUGUUGUGUGUGUGUAUGUGUGUGUGAGAGAGAGAGAGAGAAGUCCAAGCUUGGACUUGAAGAAGUAGUAGAAGAAGUGGAGCCUCUUCUCAAGGGCUUUCAAAAGACUGCCUGAGGUGUUACAAUAGAUCUGCCUGGCCUCUCCUCCUCCUCCUCCUCAUCCUCCUGGCCCUGUGACCUUCAUCGUGCCGUUGGAAUAUGGUUUUUGCAAAACGUAAAACAUCUGAAAAAUCGAAUCAGUUUACAUAGUUCUUCCGUAGUUCAGUCUUGAACAGAGUGCUUGUGUAAGGCAACUUUCGCGACCAGAUCUUUUCGACGGGAGGUUUACCUGCUUCUUUUAACAAAGAUGCGCCUCGGACUGUUGUUGUGGGCAAUAAUAUCCACGAUGGGUGUGGGAAACAGCGCCAGCGGUUUUGUCGUGGAGACCCCGGAUCCGACGACGACCUCCUCCGCCCCAAAUAAUCUAGACCUCGACAAGAAUUUCGUCCACGCAGAGGAACUGCUGGAAAAAUAUGGGUACCUCAGCUGCGUGCCCCCUGGCAGUGAAAGCAACACCCACCUACACCGCCUUCUGCUGCGUCGAUUAGGGCCCACGUCUUACUCCCAGACAAACCAACCUCUGGAUUUCAGAUUACCCUCUAUUUCCUUUACCUCCUCUUCCUCUUCCUCUUCCUCCUCCUCCUCCUCCUCUUCCCCCUCCUUGUAUCCAGUCUUACCCCCUCCUCCCCAGAAAUCCACGAGCGCACCCAUCGACAAGAAGAACUGGCGAGAGGCCCACAUGAACUACGUCUGGAAAAUGAGGCUCCAGGCCUUAGGCCUUACCAAGACGGCGCCCUUUCCGGGGCACCGCUACCUGAGGGGUUCCUUCGACGAGAGAAAUUUCGUGGCUGUUGAGGACCCCGACGACAGGUCCACGCAUUAUCUGCCCGUCUGCACGACAGAGGAGAUUCAAAAGGCGAUACAGAAUUUCCAGGAAACUUAUCAGGUCGGUAUAGAAAACGGAGACCUGGACACCCCAACAUUAGCCAUGUUAUCCAAACCCCGGUGUGGCAACCCAGAUAACCCCAUGCCCGAAGGAUCGCAGCAGCAGCAGCAGCAACCCUUCGCGGCAGAUAAAACCCAGAGACGAAAAUACAGCAGCAGCAGCAGCAGCGAAGCGACUGAAUUCCUCCAAAGAAAACGAAGAAGUUUAACGCUGCCUGAAGGCGUGAAAAAUAGUGAAGCAGUUGCAAUAGAAGAUGGAAAUGCCUCUUUGAAAAAUAAAGAGCUAAAUCCAGUAGUUGAAGCCAGCACUGCCGUACCUGAUCAAGAAUACCUUCGAUACAAGGCCCUGGAGCUUCGUGAAGAAGCCAGGUCUCGCCAUCCGCCUGUCGAGCAACAUGUCGAGUGGGAACCACAUCCAGAGGUAGGAGCCGUUUCAAAGACAUCCCCCCUACUACUGCUAAUACUCGAAGCAGCGAAAAGACGGAGACGAUGGGUGAAGGACCUGGUGGAGAAGAUACACUCGGGAGAAGAAGACGCCCGACUUGCUGCCAUAACGCCGCACCUGUUGGCAAAACACAGAAAUAAAAGAUCAACGUAUUCUAAUCCUGGGGAACAGUUCAAUCAGGACCUGAUCACGUGGCGCCUGGUCAACACCGGCUACAGCUCGCAGCUCGGGAGGGGCGAGCAACGGGCGUCGCUGGCCCUCGCCUUCAGGAUGUGGUCGGAGGUCAUCCCCAGGGUCUUCCUCGAGUACUCGUCCUCCGACUCCGAGCACGUCGACCCGAAGCACGUCGACAUCAACGUCGGGUUUGGGAAAAGAAGCCAUCUCGGAUGUGUCACCGAAUUCGACGGCUUAGGCGGGGAGCUGAGCCACGCCCUGCGGGACGCCCUCGACGCCCAGAUCCACAUGGACGACGACGAGCACUUCACCAUGGAUUCUGAACACGGCAUCAACCUCCUAAAGGUAGCAGUGCACGAAAUCGGACACAUCCUAGGGUUGGGCCACGAACUACGGAACUACUCCAUCAUGUACGCCAUCUACGAGAAGAUGCUCCCAAACAAGGGCCUGGAAAUCGGGUGGGAGGAUCGAAAGCUGAUCCAGAGAAUCUACGGGAGUUGCAUCGGACGUUUCAACACGGCCCUGGAUCUACUGAGGUGGCGUCCCGACGGAUCGCUCUCUUACAACACCUACUUCUUCAGGGACGAACACGUUUGGAUGUACGAGAACAGGUACAAUAGAACGCGCUUUGGCGAUCCCCAAUACAUCGAAAAUGACUGGCGUGGCCUCCCAAACGGCAUAGACGCUUACACACACAUCUGGACGGCAACUCGUGAUGUUCAUUUGUUUUUCAAAGGAGAAUUCUACUACGUGUUUGACCCUGCAACAAGCAGCGUCACAGCAGGCUACCCUAGGCGGAUCGCUCAGGACUUCCACGGGCCCCCAACUACCAAGAACCGUAACCCAAAAGCCAUCCCGAACAACAUAGACACCGUCUACUUCGACAAAAGGGACGAAAACCUCUAUUUCUUCAAGGGCAAGAAGGUUUAUGGGUAUGACGUAAGCAAGGGUUCUAGCGGAUGCUGCCUACCGGGGUAUCCAAAACUUAUCCGAAAGGAAUUUGUCCCAGCUGAUGAGGACUCAAGAAACCUUCCCAAAGAUUUGGAUGCAGCCUAUUAUUCGUACACCGACCAGACUGUCUUCUUUAUCAAGGACAGACUCUUCUGGGAAUUAGUGAGCUUCCACCCAAAUGACAAGAACCGCACGAACAAAGUAGUGGGUCCGUUUUACGUACAUCAAAAGUGGUAUGACAUAUGUGACACAACACUCGAUUCAUAUAACGCCUACAAGAUUUUAUAAGUGUUUCUUUAAAUAUCUUUUAACAAUGGACCCAAAACGAUACGUCCCGUAAACCUACGGAGACUGAGAAACCAAUGUUUUGAUUAGUAUUAAGUUCCUGUUAACCAAAAAGAAAUUUUAUUAAGAGACCCUUUAAUCUUUUUUGACUUGAGUAGGUAUGCUUGCACCACUCAUAGAUAGAACACAGUAGUAAUAACAUUAGAAUUAUUAUGCAGCUGCAGUUUUGUUCCAUUAACCGUUCAUUCCGCUUAGGCACUAAGAAGACCACAAUGGUAUUUCUAAUUUGAAAGAUACAGAUGACCAGUUACUUAUCAGAAAACUGAACACAAUGGGCGUUCUUUGUUUUUGCGAGGAAGUAACAAAUAGUACUCUCUCUGCUUUAGAACAAUCCUUCAGCACUAUAUACUGGACUGCGUUCCCCUGGGUAUAUUCAAGGCAGAAGCCACCAUUGUUAUAACCAACGGAACACGAAAUUUACAGCUCUAUUUGUCUUAGUAGUGGGCAAAUAUCAUCUUUGCGAGUUCUGUUGAAAACACCCAUCUGUAGCCAGGAAGAUUGUAUGAAUAUAGCGCUUUCUUACAACGCAAUUCAGGGAAAUAAUAGUAUCCUGCAUAAUAUCAACUGCAAUAAUGUUAGUGAUAUUAUUACUAAGAAAAUGAAAGACCAAACUCCAUGAAGAUAAUUUUUGACAAUCAGGUAACUAAAAAACAAUAUCGUUUUUAAACACGCAGAGUAUGAACCGCUAGGCCCAUAUUAUCUAUCUCUGUUAUUAUAGUAAUCAAACGAAGCUAAAAUCUCUGGUUACUUGUAACUGGCUUCGACAGUGAUAAAUAGUACUAAUACUUUAGUCGUUUUGAUGAAGCGGUAUUUGUUUAAUAUAUAAACCAUAGUUCCUACACAGAACAGAAUGAUCUGCUGACGAGUUUUAAGAACAUAACAUCGAGUUAAGUUCCUUAAUACAGUAUACAAUGUCUUCCGUUCUUAAACUGAAUAGGACCUAAAAUGACUGUCGUGUAGUGUUUAUUGUGUUGUCCAAAGACACUCCUAUGCAAGAGAAUAUGACUGCAUAACCCAUCAAAAAUACUAAACAUUUUCUCCUGUCGUAACAACACAAACCCAAGAUUUGAUCAUUGUAUACUGUAAAAAAAAAAAAAAAAAAAAAAAAAAAAAAAAAAAAAAAAAAAAAAAAAAAAAUAGUGUAUAGAAUAUUCUACCUAAGAUAACCAUACUAACUCGUUUUGACGGAAUGUUCGCACCCAAGAGUAGAUAAGAAUUGACGAGAAGAACCUAUUUAGUGACCCUGUACCUCUCCCCUUCCUGAAUCAGAGCCAAAGGUUGUUUGAGCCACAUUUGUUACGCCAAAGUAGCAGAUAUAUACCAAAGUAGCUGAUAUACCAUAAUGAUGCAUAUUCCUGCUGUAUAAUUCACACAGCGCUUUUUUUAUAUAAAAUAACACAAAAGGCAUUCAUGGGCAUGGUCGCAACCUUAAACUGUAUGUAGGCCUUCUCCAUGUGCAUACGCACAUCCUGUAUUAGCCUAGCCUACCUGUGAUUGUAAAAUCUCAAUUAAAUAGCUAUUCUCCCUUCCUGGUUAAUUAGAAGUCUUGUGUCCCCACCCCCCUUGCUGUCCCCCAGACAUGAAGUGACCUCUCAAACUACUUGUUCUGGAGACUUAAAUAAUGUUGUAUCUUAAUUGAAGAUCCACUUUAUCAAAAUCAUAGUAUAGUAUUGUAUAUGUCAAAUUUCAACUAUAUUGGGUGACCCUCCUCUAAUCUGUGAUAUUAAGAGCUAAUUGCAUCUUUGGCAUGUGUCAAACUUUAACCAACCCUCUUGUACUCGUUAUAUUAAAAUCUUUCCUAAGGACAACUUUAGUUUGGAAUAUUUUGAGUUUGUGUAAUUCAACACAAUUCUAACGCAAUGAUACGUCAAUUCUUUCUGAGAGAAAAUCGCCAUCAGAAGGAUCUUACCGCGACAAGAGGAUCUAUAUUUCUCUACUUUCUUGUAUACAUAUUCUUCAGUGACCUUGGAUGAACUAUUUACAGCACGAGUGACUCAAGAAAAUUGUUUUGUCACCUAAUUCUGCUCUCAUUACUACUCUAACUGUAUUGUAGUAUAUACAAUAUGGUAGAAGUCUAUUAGGAAGUAUUUCAUAAACUGUGUCCGCCUUAGCAAUUUUUGGGUAACUCUCUCCAAGCACAUUUUCACUUGAUAGCUCCCAAUGCAUACCAAAUGUGGACACAGACAGACAUCUAUCCAAGUCUUAAGAAUUUUAAACAAGGAACAAACGACUACUAGGUGUUAUAUUUGGCCCGUGUAGGGUGAACAAAAUUUUGGGUAAUUUAGGCCCUUUAGGGAUUUAUAUGGCAGCGACUGUUCUGCUUAGGGAAUUCAGUGGCUUCUGUUAAUUAUUUCAUUCACCUUCACGUGAUAGAUAUAAUCACAUCUUAUGUACUGUCUCUAGGUAAUCCACUUCCAGGUUUGUUUGACAUCUAAUGACAGUAUAAGGUAUCAUUAAAUUAGAUAAAAUAUCAUUUUCGUGUAAUUUUUCGUUGUAAUUUAAAAGGCGUGGUCAUGAUGCCAAGGCACGGGACAUCCGAUCAUAUUACAUAAAGAUUUUCUGACUAACUAUGCGAAGAAAAUAUGAAAACAUCAUUAGACUUUUAAGCAAGUGAUUUCUACAACAGUCCUAAGUCUAGAAAUUUUCUGUAAAACGGAUGAUACAACUUAAAAUUCAUCUCAUCUCAUUCAGUCAUGACUCAUGAGAGCCGAGUUUAUCUUUCAUUGACACAUGACUAGAUCAUCAUCCUAGGUUUAAACCUCUUGUACCUUUUUCUAACCUGCUAACUUCCAUUAAAUAGGCUCUUUGAAUUUGUUCACUUAACACAUAGUUUUGAUAAGCAAGAAUUUGAGAUUAUUUAUUCGUAGUAAUAAAUCACUUACUAAUACUUCUUAAUUAGAUGCAGAAGUACUCAUCUGACUCUUGGUCCAUACACCGAGAUAAUUGAAGUUAUUCAUGUGUAAAUAAAAUUUCAGAUUUAA